Messenger RNA from Stegostoma tigrinum, 6255 nucleotides. RefSeq names its product RP2 activator of ARL3 GTPase (gene rp2). Gene Ontology annotation, cellular component: periciliary membrane compartment; cilium. Lineage: Eukaryota; Metazoa; Chordata; Chondrichthyes; Orectolobiformes; Stegostomatidae. The record is from RefSeq and is a predicted model, not a curated record. Gene Ontology annotation, molecular function: GTPase activator activity. The coding region runs from base 728 to 1795 and encodes 355 amino acids. Gene Ontology annotation, biological process: post-Golgi vesicle-mediated transport. The transcript has 5 exons.
AAUAUUGAUUUCUAAUCUUGAUUGGUCCCUUCCCUCUAUACUGCGAUUGGUGGUUCUUCUGGGGUUAGUUUUUACCUGAUUGGCCAAAUGCUGUUGGAUCCUCGCCAGCGAUUGGUUAAAUCGGCGGGAAGGAUGUUAAACUACGUUUUUUCACCGAUCAGCCUGGAGAUUGAUGCCUUUGUUUGAAGGCUGUUGCUAUUGGUUUGGAUAGGAACUGAGGAGAACUACACUUGGUGUUGGUUAUCCCUAGAAUUAAAUCUACCUUUGAGAUGGGCACGGUCCGCAGCUGGAGUUCGUGACAGUCACCACUCUCAAAUACCUACGAGGAUUGAUUGAACGUCAAGGUCAUGGUGAUUUGCGGAGACCAGAACCUCUGCGAUCUGAUUGAUCAGUAAUAGGAUUCCUGCAAGUGAUUGGAGUAACAAAAAGUCAACUCGGGUCUGUGAUAGGCGGAGGCCAAGUUACUCCAGGGUGUAAUUCUCCAACCUUACCUGAGAUCCGAUUGGUAGAGAUGGAGCAGGUCCUCGUUCUGAUUGGUGGAGACUGCGCAGUUCCCCCCGCGUUCUAAUUGGUGGAAAUGGAGUAUCGCCACGCUCUGAUUGGUGGAGCCAUUGGCAAACACGCAGCGGCCCCGCGUUCCGAUUGGUGAUUUGGUCGGCAGGGCGAGGGGAAGCGGUUGUCAGGGGUCGGGACCGAGGAACAGGGAGUGUUAGAGGGAGAGGGCGAAAUGGGUUGCCUGUUUUCCCGGAAAUGUAAGGAGAAAGACCAAGAGACGAAGAAGAAAAAGAAGGAACCUGAUGCUGAGGAGGAGCCCAAGCAAUACAGCUGGGAUCAGCGGGAGAAGAUUGAUGUUAAAGACUAUAUGCUGGCUCAAUUAAAGGAUGAAACAGUGGGCCGAUUGCCUGGUAAAGUUGCGGGUGAGCAAUUUGUGAUCCAAGAAUGUGAAAACUGCAACAUUUAUGUUUUUGACCACUCUGCCACCAUCACCAUCGACGACUGUUCCAACUGCAGGUUAUUUCUGGGACCCAUCAAGGGCAGUGUCUUUUUCCGUGACUGUACAGACUGCAAAUGUGUUGUUGCUUGUCAGCAAUUCCGCACUCGUGAUUGCAAAAAAAUGGACAUCUUCUUAUGUUGUGCCACACAGCCUAUCAUCGAAUCAUCCACGGGCAUGAAAUUUGGUUGUUUCCAGUAUUAUUAUCCUGAGUUGGGCUACCAGUUCAAAGAUGCAGGUUUGAGCAUCUUCAACAACAACUGGAGCAACAUCCAUGACUUCACCCCUGUUGCAGAUGAAAACAACUGGACGUUAUUGCCUGAAGAUGCAAUACCCUGGGAUUUCGUUCCUCUUCCUGAUUUGGAAGAGUUCAAAUCAGUUCGGAUCUCCACCGAGCUGAAUAGGAGCAUUGUUCCAGUCACGCGGGGGCACAGGCAGAAGAACAGCGAUGAAUUGUGCUUGGUAGUGUUCUUUGCUGGAGAUUACACAACAGCCAAUGCAAGGAAGCUAAUUGAUGAGAUGACUGCAAAGGAUAUUGCUCUUGUUCAAACAAAAGAAAUUUCAAUGCGGCCAGAUGAUGCCAACAGAGUAUUUAAGGAGAAAGCAGCAGAUUUUAUUCCACUGCUUCAACAAGGCCCAGUUGUUGCUUUGGAAUUUAAUGGUGAUGGUGCAGUGGAGGCGUGUCAGAAUACAGUCAGUUCUGUGUUCAUUGCUUCAAAGGUCUUUGUUUCUGAAAGCAAGUCUUCAGCAUCUCAAGAUGUGGACAAUUUCUAUAACUAUGCUGAUAUGCAGAUGGGAAUGUGAAAAUGAAUAAUGGCAAUAUGUGAAUAUCUAAUCUACUAUGGUUAUGUUUCCAAAUGAGUAGAACUUUUGAGAUUGGACUAUUGGAAAUGGGCAGUAUUUUGAAGCAUGAUUUGGUUCUAGUUAAGCUUAAACAUCUUGAAUGUAACAUUGUUCCAACUGUCUUUUUGAAGUAAUGUUAGUCUAAUAUAUAACCAAAGCAUUUUCAGCAGUUUUGUACAACUUUUUAAAAAUCUUUGUUUAUUCUUUUGGUCUGUUCCACUGAAAAUAAUUUUAAAAAGCAAAGAAUCCUUUGAAAGGAAGCAACAAGUUCCUGCCGAACUUUUUAUUUGACAUUAAUCACAGAAUACUACAACCGAGAACUUGGCCAAAUUAUUGGUUUAAUGAUUCUGACCUUCAUAACGCUACCUAUUAACUCCUGCUUUUUGUUUUCUCAUUUUGGCUAUCUUUUCCAUGCAACCAAAAACCUGAGUUUCCUGCACCACUGCCAGCCCCCCCUCGCACCCCAAAAAAAAGUAUAGAUGUCAAUUGAAUGAGUCAUGUUAGUCUCUCCCUUUUUUAUAGGUCACUACAGUUUUAGCAACAGUUUGCACAUAUCUAGGGUUUUAAAAUAAAUGAAAACACUGAUAAGUGUUUUCCCCUAGGUCAGCAUGUAUGAAGUCAUCUUUGAGUCAGAAAGGAAUGAUCAGGCCAGGUGACCAAAUAUUUGAUUAAACUGGAAACCUGAGGCACUUUGAAAUGGCCCAAUUGCUGGGAAAUUUAUUAACUGGUUAAAUAAAUGUCAUUGCUUGCAGAACCAAUUAAAAGAUUCAUACAGUUUAGGAAAUGGAUUAUUUUUAAAACUAAAAUUCCCCAGUUUCCAUCAAAGUGUACUCCAUGUGAACAUGGCUUUCUCCCUGAAGUAUGUUUUAAAUAUUUUUCAUCUUUUACUGGGUUAAUAAUAUUUGUGGAACUAUCACAUUGAGACCAACUUAACAGAUUUUUUAUGGUAAUCAACAGUUAUAAUAGAUUAAAAGCCAAUUUAGGCAUUUUUUGUAUUUGAUGUAAAUCUUUUAAUGGUAUGCUAGAUUUUAAUUUCUUUUUAAUGCUGUAUGUUGCUUUGAGAACGGGGUAGUAAAUGAGAAAACGAGAUUGAUUUACUUCAGAUCUAUCUGCACAUAGGCUCUUUAACUUGCAUACAUGACAAUGGGUUGAUAAAUAUGAAGACAUUUGAGAGAUCAGAGGAUGGAGUGAGGUGAGCUUGAGGCAGAAAAUCAACUAGAAUUAUUUGUAUCACAGAACAGGCUUAAAAUGCCAAAUGGCUUAGAUCUUCUCUUUCUUGUGUUAUUAUGUAUUAAAUAUUUUUGUGAUAAAUGGUGGUUUUGGAAUUUUCUCACUGCUGGAACCUCCUGAAGGUUUUACAUGUAAUCAAUAUCGUAGCAAUUGUAUAUAAAAUUGCUUUUAGUAAACCUUUUUAAAUGUUUAUUAUCAGUAAAUGCUCAUUCUGUCAGUGUGAAAUUCUGAAAUGUUUUAGGGAUUGAUUCAAGGAAUCAAAGGUUAGAAAACAAAGAAAAAUUGUUUACAAUUUAACUGAACAAAAUUGAACAUACAAACCAGGUUUGAAUCUCAUGUUAGAGGUAGUGGAAUUGUAAUGAAGGGCUGGACAAACACAUUGUAAUUGUGGUUAUUGUUGCUUCCCCUUCACCUACUUGGAAGUAAGCGUAUGACAGAAAGGUUUCUCCCUUGUUUUGAUGCACUUGAGUUGAACUUGUUGGUCAUACUGAUGAUAAUGCGGCUGAAAUUGGCAACUUGCAGUCUCAAACUAGGUUAGCUGCCCGAAACAAUAUAUUGAGACCAAAAGAUUUGGCCUUGCUGAUUUCUUUUUAGUUAAAUUGAUAUGUGUUAAUGCUCUGGGUAAAAUAAUCCCCUGCACAUUUUUUUUUGGUGUAUUGGCAUUGCUUUGAAUACAGCAUAGAAUCUUGAAUGUGGUUACAGCACAAAAGGAGACCCUUUAAUCCAUCAUGUCUGAGCUGUGGUCUUCUGCAAUUGCAACCCACUUAACACUGCUGUCCUGCCUUUUAUUUUUUUUAAAAAAUGUAGUCCUGUCAAUAUUUUCUUUUUGAAUAAUUAGCUUUCACUUUAGAGAAUACAAUUUAAAAUAUACCUACACUACAGUCUCAGGAAGUGUCCGACCCCCUCAUUUUUUUUUAUAUAAGCCACUUCUGGGAUGUGGGCAUUGCUUUCUGGCCAGCAUUUAUUGCCCAUCCCUUGUGCCCUAGAGAAGGUAGUAGCAAGGUGUCUUUUUGAAUUUCUGCAGUCCAUGUUCUGUAUGUUGACCCAUGAUGCCCUUAGGAUUUUAACCUAGUAAUGCUGACAUAUUUCCAAGUCAGGAUUGUGAGUGGCUUGAUGGGAAACAUGCAAGUAGUGGUGUUUCCAUGUAUUUGCUGCCCUUCCUCUUCUAUAUGGGGGUGGUCAUGGAUUUGGAAGGUGAAAUAUAGGUUUUGAAAAUAAUUCAUUUCUCCCAUUCAUCCCUACUUUCGGCAGUCACAAUAGUGUUUUCUGAUUGUAUAGUCUUCUACUGGUGGGAAUAGUUUCUGUCUAUCUGUCCGGAUCCCUAUUGAUGUCUUGUUUGCUCAAUACAUUAUUCAAUAGGUCUUUCUUCAUGCUGUUUUAAACAAAACCAGUGCAUUACCAACAAUUGAGGUGUGCUAGCCACCUGAUUUUAUAACGUUGUCUUUCAUUCUGUGACUGUGAAAAUUGUGUUUUCCUGUUACUAUCUCAUAAUAGACUGGCAGCAGUCUUCAUAAUGUUAAAUAACCAUCUGUAUUGGGUCUCCCUUCAGUUUUCUGUGCUCUAGCAGUAAAACAAACAGCCACGCUAAUGGAAUGUGGGCAAAUACUUGAACAUUUUGGAAUUUUCUGGGUUUGGAUAAUGCAAGAAGGCCAAGAAUGGAAACAGGCUGUUUACCAUAACUUCGCCUGCAAUCCUUAUCUUCAGAAGCUACCUUUCCCAGUUAGUCUCCUGAAGAAUAUGUUCAAGUUUUUUUUAUCAAUCCCAAAUGUAACUGUGUUACGGAAACAAUAUAUUUAUCUUCCAUCGCUCUCUCUCCAUUAUUCAACUAUAAUACUUGUGGUUCUGGAUAAACUGAAGUCCUUUCAAUCUGCUGAGAUUUGAAUACCUCUGAUUUUACUCCAUUAUCUGACAGAAUGUGAUCAUUAAUUUGCUCCUGGAAUGCAUAGAUAACAAUAUACUAGUGUCGUUUGAAUUUGGUUCCCAACCUUCUUGAAUCAGCUAUUAGGAAAAACCAGAAUGUAGGAGGUUCAAACCCCACUAAUCCAGAGAAAUGGACAUAUUUUGUCUAAUUACUUAGACAGCUUCACCAAACAUUAUGAAAUGUACAUUUUUAUUACAUUUUUUGAGUUUUGAUUUUUCUCCAUCCUUUCCUAAACGGUCACUACAUGCAAGAAUUUAAUUCCGCAGAUUCUAACAGGUCUUAGUAACUUGCCCUUUGGUCAUUCUUCAUCUCUGAGCAGAGAUUAUUCAAUCAUCAGUGAUGAGCUAGAACCUGUCCUCUUGUAUGCAACCAUUUGUUGAGCUAAUUGGUUGGAAAUUGGGAGAGGGCUUUCUGGAAAUAUUUUCUCUAUUCUACUGAACUACGAAAUCAACAGCAAUAGUGAUUCUUCUGAAGUUGAAAUGCUUGAAAUCAGUGCUCCUUACGAAUUUAACCGAUUUGGUUUAUUCAUGUGACACUUAAAUGUCUAGUUUGCCUCCAAUGUUGCUAUUGAUUACAUAAUUAAAUUGUUUAAUAAGAAACAUUAGAUGGGCUUUCCAAUGCAAAGAAGUUUAAAAUUAAAUUUCUGUUUUGAAAAACAAUUUGAAUUGCAAAGAUGGGUUGGCUUUUGAAAAGGGAACUCGUUUCAACAUUGGCUGUGACUUCCUCAAAAAUAAAAAAUUAGAAUUAAAACCUAGCAAAGCCUUCUUAUUCAAAUGGCAGGAAAAUUCAGAUAUUCCAUGAUGAUCUAAAUUACAUGAACCUCUUUCCAUUCAGAAACAAGACAUAGUACUCUCUAGCAUAAUAAAACAAUAGUCAUAAGAGGAGACCUCUUCUGUUCAUUUGAAUCUUCUCUUUUUAAGAACCAUUUAUUUAUUUCCAUACCACCAGUCACUCUUAAUGUUGCAUGUUGGCUGUAAAAAUACAAAAUUUACAUAAAACACGCAUUCUGUAAGAGUCAUUUUGGUUUAUGGCCUAAAGAACCUACCGUUUCAAGAAUUUAAGUGGAGGCCCGAUCACGAAAACUGUAUUAAUUUUAGUUGGAACAUGUACCCUCCAGGCAGUAGAGAUAUUUUAUUGAAAAAAAAUUUUUCCAGUAUUUAGCCUACAUUUUUGUCAGCAAUUAAUUGUGUUGCUUGUAAUUAAUUUUGUAAAUGAGAUUAUAUGUAUGCUAACUAUUUUUGCUGGUAUUUGUUGUAAACUUUUUAUUAAA